Molecule: messenger RNA, 5684 nt
Organism: Verruconis gallopava
Lineage: Eukaryota; Fungi; Ascomycota; Dothideomycetes; Venturiales; Sympoventuriaceae
Exons: 5
Coding region: 1-5418 (1805 amino acids)
Biological process (GO): fatty acid biosynthetic process
Molecular function (GO): 3-oxoacyl-[acyl-carrier-protein] synthase activity; phosphopantetheine binding; fatty acid synthase activity
Source: RefSeq, a predicted model, not a curated record
AUGGCUAUUAUCACGCCGCCCUCGGAUUCGUAUGAUGAGCCUCGUACUAUGACACUUGCUUAUUUCAGCAAUGAAUUCCCUCCAGAUGACUUGGAAGACCUUGCACGUCGACUCUACAACCAGAGCAAAGACAAGAAGCAUCACAUCCUAGCAAGGCUUUUGGAAGAGACUACAUCGGCACUCCGCAGUGAAAUCAACCAGCUCUCCACCGAGAUAAAGUCGCAUUUUCCUCCGUUUGAGUCGAUUCUGAACCUUGUCGCUUUCCCCAAGCUACGCAAAGGACGUCUCUCUGGCUCCAUAGACGGCGUUCUUCUUGUUGUUAUAGAGCUAGCAGCUUUCGUCGGACAUCAUGAGGCUUCAUCUACAGACUUUGACUUUGAUCCCAUUAGCACGAGCCUUGCUGGUAUAAGUAUUGGUCUCCUAGCUGCAGCCACGGUUUCGUUGUCUCGAAAGCUUGAUGAUAUUCCAAUUGCUGCGGCUCAAGUGGUUCGCGCCGCAUUUCGUUUAGGUAUUUUGGUGGAAGAAGUAUCUGCAAAUCUUCAACCCCGUAACCUGGCGGAUACGGACGAACUCGAGUCUUGGGCGUUCGUGCUACCUGAUUUGAAUCCUGCAGAAGCACAGACGGAACUUGAUAGAUUUCAUCUUGAUGAGAGAACUCCUAAAGCAAGUCAGAUAUUCAUCAGCGCUACCAGCAAGACGUCAAUUACUAUAAGUGGACCUCCUGCUAGAUUGAAGCAUAUACUUCUCGUUUCAGAUUACUUCAGGGAUCGUAAAUUUGUCCCUUUACCUGUUUAUACAGGUCUUUGCCAUGCAGGUCAUAUAUAUAGGUAUGAGCAUGUCCGUACCAUUGUCCAAACUGUGUCCGAGAGCUUCCUUUCGUCACGACCUAUACCGCGCAUUCCCAUCUUCUCUACAAGUACGGGCAAGCAUUUUGUAUCUAAGACACCAGUCGAGCUUUUGGAGAACAUUGUUUGGGAGAUUCUCACUCAGCAAAUUCAAUGGGACAAUGUCGUCGACGAAGUAAUCGCAAGAGCACGGGACAUGCAAGCAAGCGAGUUCCGAGCCCUUAUAUUCCGCCAGACAUUACCAAUCAAUGAUGUUCUGACAAGUCUCAAUUCGGAGCUGAAACAGGUGGAAACUAAGACGACAGAUUUGGUUUCGUGGAUCACACAGACGCCGAUUGGAACUCUUGCUCCCAGUAGCACUUCAAAGAGUAAAAUAGCAAUUGUUGGCAUGUCAUGCAGACUUCCGGGUGGGGCAACAGAUACCGAAAAAUUCUGGGAACUUUUAGAAGCUGGACUUGAUGUGCAUAGACGCAUCCCUCCUGACAGGUUCGACGUUGACACACACUGGGACCCAGAUGGAAACCGUGUCAAUGCUAGUCAUACACAGUAUGGCUGCUUCAUUGAUGAACCGGGUCUUUUUGAUGCUCCAUUCUUCAAUAUGAGUCCUCGAGAGGCUCUCGAAACAGAUCCAAUGCAGAGACUGAUCUUAGUUACGGCCUAUGAAGCUCUGGAGCGAGCCGGCUAUGUUGCAAAUAGAACUCCUUCAACAAACCUCCAUCGCAUCGGCACAUUCUAUGGUCAAGCAAGUGAUGACUACCGAGAAGUUAAUACAGCCCAAAACAUCGGUACUUAUUUCAUUACAGGAGGAUGUCGGGCUUUUGGACCUGGUCGAAUCAAUUACUUCUUUAAGUUCUCCGGACCAAGUUUCAGUAUUGACACAGCCUGUUCAUCUAGCUUAGCAACAAUCCAUGCUGCAUGUGUAUCGCUCUGGAAUGGUGAAACAGACACUGUCGUUGCUGGCGGUACGAAUGUUCUGACCAACUCGGACGCAUUUACGGGACUUUCCAAGGGGCAUUUCCUCACGAAGACUCCCAAUGCCUGCAAAACAUGGGAUAGCGAGGCUGAUGGAUACUGCCGCGCUGAUGGGGUUGUCUCGGUCGUUUUAAAGCGGCUUGAGGACGCCGAGGCGGAUAACGACAAUAUACUUGGUGUUAUACUCGGAGCUGGCACAAAUCAUUCUGCAGACGCUAUUUCUAUCACUCAUCCGCAUGCAGGUGCCCAAUCGUUUCUAUCUCGUCAGGUUCUAAGCCAGGCAGGCGUUGACCCGCUCGACGUUAGUUUUGUCGAGAUGCAUGGGACGGGAACACAAGCAGGAGACACAAUUGAGAUUCAGUCAGUCAUUGAUGUUUACGCUCCGCUCAAGAGAAGACGUAGCUCGAGAAAUCCCUUGCAUAUAGGAGCUGUCAAAGCCAACGUUGGGCAUGGAGAGGCUGUCGCCGGAGCCACUGCGCUAUUGAAGGUACUCCUUUGUCUCGAAAAGGAAGCGUUGCCUCCUCAUGUGGGGAUAAAGCAUUCCUUAAACCCCGCAUUUCCAAAGGAUCUGGAUAAACGAAACCUGAAGAUACCGCUUGAAAAGACGCCUUGGCCACGUGUGUUGGGCAAAACACGAAUCGCUGCUGUCAACAACUUCAGUGCUGCAGGAGGCAAUUCCACGGUCCUUCUUGAAGAGGCCCCGAUAAAGAGGACUACAGGAUCUGAUCCACGGAACUUCCACAUUUUCAACGUAUCUGCCAAGAGCAAGAUCUCGCUCCGUGGUAAUUUAGAACGCCUCAUUGCCUACCUCGAGCGAAAUCCUGACAUCUCGCCGGCCGACUUGUCUUACUCUACAACAGCUCGACGCUCCCACCACAAUCACAGGAUAUCAGUUGCAUAUACUGGGGUUUCAGAGCUUAAAAAAAAGCUAUCCGUCCACCUUGAGUCCGUUGACUCUUUAAAACCCAUUCCAGCAACGGGUCCUCCUCAAGUAGCGUUUACAUUUACGGGCCAAGGCGCGUCUUACAAGUCCAGUAACCUUGAACUCUACCACGAUUCUCCAUUCUUCCGAUCUCAGAUCUUGCAACUCGACUCUUUGGCACAGCAGCAAGGAUUCCCGUCGUUCAUAUCUGUCAUCGAUGGUACUCAUAAUAAGGAUUACAAUCACUCACCAGUCGUCACACAGCUCGCGCUGGUCGCUACAGAGAUUGCGCUCGCCAGAUACUGGAUGUCGCUCGGUGUCAAACCCGAAGUUGUUGUUGGUCACAGUCUUGGGGAAUACGCUGCCUUGAACAUUGCAGGGGUGAUCUCUGCUAGCGAUGCGAUUUUUUUGGUUGGUUCAAGGGCUGCUUUACUUGAAAAGAAGUGCCAAAUCGGAAGUCAUAAAAUGCUUGCGGUUCGUGCCAAUCUUGAGCAGAUCAAGAACAGCGUUGGUAAUCAGCCGUAUGAGGUUGCUUGCAUCAACGGGCCAAAUGAGACUGUUCUCAGCGGAGAGGUCGAUCAUCUUGAUGUAGUGUCAAAGGUUAUCGAGAAAGCUGGCUACAAGACUUUCAGCCUUGAUGUAGCUUUUGCUUUUCAUUCCGCACAGACUGAUCCGAUUCUGGACGAGUUGGAAGCGCUUACCCAAAGUGCUGUUAUGUUUCAGGCUCCAAAUCUACCUGUCAUCUCGCCUCUGUUGGGCAAAGUUAUCUUUGACGAAAAGACUGUGAAUGCUAAAUAUAUAAGAAGGUCUACAAGAGAAGUUGUAAACUUCGUUGCCGCCUUGAAGCAGGCGCAAAGCAUCUCUACCAUUGAUGAAACAACAGUUUGGGUCGAGAUCGGGCCGCAUCCUGUGAGUAUCGGCUUCAUCAGGUCUACACUGUCAGCUAUCAAUGCUGCAGUACCAUCUUUGAGGAGAGAUGAGAGCAACUGGGCAACCAUUACAAAGUCAUUGACCGUUCUGCAUACAUCUGGAAUUGACAUCGGCUGGAACGAGUAUCACAGACCAUUUGAGCGUGCUCUUCGGCUUUUGGACUUGCCCACUUACAGUUGGAAUGAAAAGACUUACUGGAUACCGUAUAAUGGUGAUUGGGCUCUGACGAAGGGCAACACAUUCUACGAUGAUGAAAAGAAGAGUAGGCCUGCUGCCGUAGCCCCAUCGCGAAUCUCCGAGCUUAGAACAUCGUCGGUGCAGAACGUCGUCGAAGAGGAAUUCAACGGCACAAUGGGGAAAGUAGUGGUACGAUCAGAUUUGAUGCAACCAGAACUUUUCUCAGCCGCAAAUGGUCACCGUAUGAAUGGAUGUGGCGUGGUAACAUCGUCUAUCCACGCGGACAUUGCUUAUACACUUGGCAAGUAUUUGCAUAACAAGUUGAAACCGAAUGUCAAAAGCGUAGACAUUGACGUCGCGAACCUGGUGGUGACCAAGGGUUUGGUCGCUCAAAAAAAUACCAAAGCUCCACAAUUCAUUCAAAUCACCAUCGAAGCCAGCGACAUCGGUUCUGGUGUAGCUGUGCUCACUUGGCAGAACGUCCGCUCUGAUAAUACUUUAGAUGAGCCUUUCGCGACGGCGAAUCUGUACUACUCAAACGCAACGCAGUGGCUCAAGUCGUGGAUUCCUACAACGCAUCUAAUACAAGGUCGCAUCGAGAUGCUUGAAGAUCUGGCGGGUAGGGGCAUUGCGAAUCGUUUCACUCGCAACAUGGCUUACCGUCUAUUUGCGAACAAUCUUGUCGACUAUGCCGACAAGUAUCGAGGGAUGCAGAGUGUAGUGCUCUACCAACUUGAGGCGUUCGCUGAUGUCCUGCUCACCGCAGAGAAGAGUGGCACUUGGACGGUCCCCCCGCACUUCAUCGAUAGUGUGGCUCAUCUCGCCGGCUUUGUGAUGAAUGUCUCCGACGCUGUAGACACGUCUACAAACUUUUGCGUAACUCCUGGUUGGGAUUCUAUGCGCUUUGCAAGGCCUUUAGUUCCUGGAUCCAGAUACCGGUCAUACGUUAAGAUGAUCCCUACAGAGGAAGACGAGUCUGUCUACCUUGGAGAUGUUUACAUCCUGCAAGACGAUUCCAUUGUCGGUGUUGUGCGCGCGAUCAAAUUUCGUCGAUACCCCCGAAUUCUCCUGGAUCGAUUUUUUUCUGCUCCGGACGAGAACAUGCCGCAGAAGCACUCCUCAACGAAACUAACCACGCAGCAAGCUGCGCCGAAAGCGGUCCAUGCACAAGCAUUGGAGACUCCCGCCGUUGUGGCACGUUCAAACCAACCAGCCGCGGGACCCGCAAUUGGUCUGCCGACUGAGGUAGCCAACACGCAUCUGGCUCAAACUGCAUCGAUGAUCGAGCCGAAGACUUCGAAACUUGCAAAACCGUCGGCUGAAAUCGCUCACUCUGACUCCGAGAGUACUGCUGGCAAGGCUUUGAAGAUCAUCGCCGACGAAACAGGAAUCGAUGUUGCUGAGAUCACAGAAGACGCCUCGUUCUCCAAUCUUGGCGUUGACAGCCUGAUGAGUCUCGUGAUUGCCGAGAAGUUUCGCUCAUUACUCGGAGUGACGGUCUCAGGCUCGCUGUUUUUGGAGUAUCCAACUGUCGGAGAUCUUAAAGCAUGGUUAUUGGAAUACUACGACUGAGGCGAGCAUCGGUAGUAGUUGUUGCUGACUCAUACUUUUGCAGCUCUGCCGGUAUCUGCGAUGUGGUUUAGGGCUUAGAAUCUAGCCAAGAGUGCAUAUCCUGCCGCUGUUUCGGGGGCGAGCGCCGAGCCGACCAUGUUCUGUCCAAUUUCAGAUAAAACACAGCGGUUCCCGAAUUAGAGAUGAUCACCUCAUAGGCAAUCGGUAAUAACUUGGUGGAACCAGACUAGAGAUUUCCUUCAGUACGGGCGAAGUGAGAACAGCAG